GACACACUAUGUGUCUUUUAAACAUAUAAAGGAUCGCAGCAACUGCUGAUUGUUUUCAUCCAGAAGCUGAGCUGCAGCCUGGUCACAUGACACAGGGAGAGGGGGAGAGAGAAGGCAAAUGGCUCUGCUUAAAUACAUGAAUAUGUAACAGAGAAAUGGGCAUCUUGGCUCUCUGGAAAUGUGUGAAACUUUAACUUCUUCUUGUUCAGCAAGUAUAAAGCACUUACAGCGCAGUGUUCUGAAGAGAUAUCAGGUAUUGUGUGCUUAAGCUGAUAAGAUGAAUUGCCGCUCUGAAGUGUUGGAAGUGUCAGUGGAAGGACGGCAAGUAGAGGAGGCUGUGUUGGCUGUACUCCACACCAUAUUGCUCCAUCGUAGCACUGGAAAGUUUCACUACAAGAAGGAAGGUACCUACUCAAUUGGCACAGUAGGGACUCAGGAUAUUGACUGUGACUUCAUCGAGUUCACCUAUGUCAGGGUAUCAUCAGAGGAGUUGGACAGAGCACUACACAAAGCUGUUAGUGAAUUCAAGGAUGCUCUGCGGAAUUCAGGAAGUGAUGGGAUUGGGCAAGUUUCCUUGGAAUUCUAUCAAAAGAAGAAAUCACGAUGGCCAUUCUCAGAUGAGUGCAUUCCAUGGGAAGUCUGGACCAUCAAAGUUAAUGUUGUUUCAUUAGCCAAUGAGCAGGAACAGCAAAUCUGCAGAGAGAAGGUGGGAGAGAAACUUGGUGAAAAGAUCAUUAACAUUGUGGAGGUCAUGAACAGACAUGAAUACUUGCCAAAGAUGCCAACACAGUCUGAGGUGGAUAAUGUGUUUGAUACAAGUCUUAAAGAUGUGCAGCCCUAUCUGUACAAAAUCUCUUAUCAGAUUACUGACUCACUGGGCACAUCUGUCACCACUACAAUGAGAAGACUUAUAAAAGAUACUUUGGCUCUGUAGAGCUGCAUGCAUUUAGUGGAGUAUCCGGUUGGUGGACUUGGAUCUUUUGUUUGUUUACUAUCUAAAUGGUUGAUCUAGUAUCCAAAAAAGAUUCUAUUUAAGAACUACCUUUCAUGUAUAAACGCAUUAUUUUCUUUCAUGACAUGCACUGAUUAUAAGUAAUAAAGCCGAUCCUGUACAGAACAACAACAACAAAAAAAUAAGAAUACUAUUUUAUUGGCAAUUAAGAGAUUGAGAGAAUUCAUUGUCUUGGACUAAUUAGCUUGACAUGUGCUCUUAUUUUCUGGAAAUGUAUUACCAAGCAUUAAAGAAUACAUUGCUGAGCUGAUACCAUGUAAACUAAAUUGUUUUAAAGGAUUUUUCUUUGAAUAGCUUUUUGUUACUGGAGACUGUUAUGUUUACAAAAGAAAUCACUAGACCUAAGAGGGUAUUAAAGAUCUGUUUCAUAGUUAAGCAAUAGAUCUCUGCUACCACGGGCGACUAGCCACUCCAAAAUGCCUUUCCACUGGCAACAAUAGGAGAUGCCAGUGGCACAUCCCUUCAGCUUUCCAAAGUCGCGCAUAAUUUCCUCUUGCAGGCAACUUUGCAAUGUGUAGGGUUUUCCAACGGCAAUUCCUAUUUGGAAGCUGUUAGUCGCCCAUGGUAGCAGAAAAUUAUUGCAGGUGACUAACUCGCUCUGUGGGACAUAAGCCUAAACCUAUAAUUUCCCCCAUAGCGUAAUUAACUUACUCAUGACAUACUGACUGAAGUGCAAGGCUUUUUAUUAGUGACUCAUGCUGUUAUGUGCUUCAUAUGUUUUAUGUUAGACCCGAGAAAUUACUGACUUACUUAUACCUAGGCAAUUUAAUGAAUUACAGUAGUUUAACCAACUAAAUCAUAAAAUGCAUUGGUGUGCAUGGGGCAUAACAAUAAAGAUGGCAGAGCUUUGAUAUUUAUUACUUCA
Xenopus tropicalis (tropical clawed frog) is the source of this 1877-nucleotide messenger RNA. RefSeq names its product autophagy related 101 (gene atg101). Gene Ontology annotation, biological process: autophagy. Lineage: Eukaryota; Metazoa; Chordata; Amphibia; Anura; Pipidae. The transcript has 4 exons. The coding region runs from base 278 to 934 and encodes 218 amino acids. The record is from RefSeq and is a predicted model, not a curated record. Gene Ontology annotation, cellular component: cytoplasm; phagophore assembly site.